AUGUCAUACAACAGAUUAGGCGCACCAGGCGGUAGCGACGACCCGUACGAGAUGGAUCCCCGAAGACAAGUUGGGCGCACUCCUUCGCCAGGGCAGCCUCUCCGUGGCUAUCAACUAGAAGACCGCUAUGCGUCACCACAACCCUCGGGCAUCUUGGAAAUCCCAAUGGGACCCAACCCUGCAGCAGCCUCCGGCGACCGCUUGCCGUUACAACCAAGUUACUCAGUAGAGAACAUCCCAUACGCCGCUGGCAACUAUCACGACGAUUACGACCCACGACCGCAACAUCACGACUCCGAUUACUCGCUCGACCCCCAAGCGCAUCACGAUGCAUACUACAACCAGCCUUACGACCCAACUCCGCAUGAUGAGAGCCCAGGCGCAGGAUACGGCACACAACCGACGCAUUACUGGCAAGAUGAGGACAUGAACAGACCGAUGAUACACGGGGCCAAUUCCUAUGGCCCGGAUCCCCAUGACGCAGAUGACAUGGACCCAGAGAACCCCUUCCACGACGAGCCCGCGCCCACACCUAGCCCAGCUCCAAUCAAGCGAUGGAAAACAGUCAAGGAAGUCCAAUUGUUCAAGGGCAAUUUGGUGCUCGAUUGUCCAAUUCCGCCGCGGUUACUGAACCAGGUUCCACAUGCACAGCCCCCGGAGCGUGACGAGUUCACUCAUAUGCGCUACUCGGCCGCCACAUGCGACCCUGCAGACUUCGAUGCAGAGCGCUUCACUUUGCGUCAGAAGCUUUUUGCAAAGCCAAGGCACACUGAGCUCUUCAUUGUUAUCACCAUGUACAACGAGGAGGAUGAAUUGUUUGCGCGGACAAUGAUUGGUGUCAUCAAGAACAUUGAGUAUAUGAACUCGCGAACCAACAGCAAGACGUGGGGCAAGGACGCGUGGAAGAAGAUCGUAGUCUGCGUCGUCAGCGAUGGUCGUGCCAAGAUCAACCCGAGGACCCGCGCCGUGCUAGCAGCCCUCGGUGUCUACCAGGACGGCAUUGCCAAGCAGCAAGUCAACGGCAAGGAUGUGACUGCCCAUAUAUAUGAGUACACCACGCAAAUGACGCUCGACAUCAAGAAGGGCGUCGUCGGCGUCAAGAAAGGCAACACCCCCGUCCAAAUGCUGUUCUGUUUGAAAGAAAAGAACCAGAAGAAGAUCAACUCCCAUCGAUGGUUCUUCCAGGCUUUCGGAGCUGUUUUGGAUCCCAAUGUUUGCGUGCUUAUCGAUGCUGGUACAAAGCCUGGAAAAGACUCAGUCUACCAGCUGUGGAAGGCGUUUGAUCUCGAGCCCAUGUGUGCAGGUGCCUGUGGUGAGAUCAAGGCUAUGCUAGUGCAUGGUAAAAAGCUCUUGAACCCGCUGGUUGCGACACAGAAUUUCGAGUACAAGAUGAGUAACAUCCUGGAUAAGCCUCUCGAGUCUGCGUUUGGUUUCAUCUCUGUGCUUCCUGGUGCCUUCUCCGCAUACCGCUACGUAGCGCUCCAAAACGACAAGACUGGACAAGGGCCACUGGAGAAGUACUUUGCUGGUGAAAAGAUGCACGGUGCCAACGCUGGAAUUUUUACAGCUAACAUGUACCUGGCCGAGGAUCGUAUUCUUUGCUUCGAGCUCGUCUCCAAGAGAAAUUGCCAUUGGAUCCUCCAGUAUGUCAAAUCUGCUACCGGAGAGACAGAUGUACCGACCACCAUGGCCGAAUUCAUCAGUCAACGUCGUCGUUGGUUGAACGGAUCCUUCUUCGCUGCUGUCUACGCCCUGGCUCACUCUUUCGAUAUCUUCCGGAGUGACCACUCUUUCUUGCGCAAAACCAUGUUUCUCGUUGAGUUUGCCUAUCAAACUAUUAGCAUGAUCUUUGCCUGGUUUGCUCUUGGUAACUUCUUCCUGGUUUUCCGCAUCCUUACGGCCUCCUUGCAGAACGAACUCGGUACGGCGGGUAAAGUACUCUUUAUCGUAUUUGAGUGGCUCUACAUCGCUGUGCUGAUAACGUGUUUCAUAUUAUCACUCGGUAAUCGGCCACAGGGUUCCAACAAGUGGUACAUGUCUAUGGUCUACUUCUGGUGCAUUAUCAUGGCUUAUCUCAUGUUCGCGUCCAUCUUCAUCACCGUUCGCUCCGUCCAGGGACAGAUCGAAACCAACGGUGGCUUCAACGCGGCAGACCUGUUCAAGGAUAAGAUCUUUGCCACUUUGAUUAUAUCACUACUAUCAACGUAUGUGAUGUGGCUAGUGGUGUCCAUCAUCUUCCUGGAUCCAUGGCACAUGUUCACGUCGUUCUUCCAAUACCUGCUCAUGACACCCACCUACAUCAACAUUCUCAACGUCUACGCCUUCUGCAAUACCCACGAUAUCACUUGGGGCACUAAGGGAGACGACAAACCGGAAAAGUUGCCUUCGGUCACCACCAAGGCUGAUGGUAAAGCUGAUAUCCAGGCGCCAACUGACGACGCCGAUCUCAACACUCAGUACGAAACAGAACUCCGCGUCUUCAGCGCUAAGUGGAAGGAAGAGAAAAAGGUUCCUUCGGCUAGCGAGAAGCAAGAAGAUUACUACAAGGGCUUUCGAUCUGGUGUCGUGCUCUUCUGGAUGUUCUGCAAUUUGGGCUUGUCGGCUUUGGUUCUGCAGUCCGGUGGCCUGGAGCUCACCGUCAGUAGUCCCGACGAGGCUCAGCAGAAGCAGAACGACGCUGCCACUAUUUACCUGGCAGUAGUUCUCUACAGUGUUGCUGGCUUGGCUGCGUUUAGGUUCAUCGGAGCUAUGUGGUUCUUGGUGGUACGAAUGGUAAGUGACGCACCAAUGGCUUUGGGGCAACACCAACCAGACUCAUCACCCACAGCUAUGAGCUGGGAUACGGGUACAACUGCAGGCGGCAGCUCCUCAUGGGAUCCGGCUCCUGCUGGCGACAGCUGGAACGGCGAUGAUGCCGGUGCCGGUGCCGGUGCAGGCGAUUCUUGGGGAAGUGGUGCUGACGCUGGCGGAGGCGGAGGCGAUGCUAACGACGACGGUUGUCGCAUCUGCAAGCAGCCCGGUCACUUCGCCCGCGACUGCCCUGAUAAGCCUGAGGGCGGUGGCGGUCUUACUGGCGAGUGCUUCAACUGCGGUCAAGUUGGUCACAACAAGGCAGAUUGUACCAACGAGAGGGUAGAGCGUGCUUUCGAUGGUACCUGCAAACUCUGCGAUCAGCAAGGCCAUCGCGCUGUCGACUGCAAGUCUCGUCGCAUUGUCGACUGGUCCGGUGUGCCUGAGAUGGAUGCCUCCGCUGCCUGGGUUGCUCUGAUCGAUGCUGCCAAAGAGAAGGACCUCGACGCCUUCCGCAUCUGCUUGAGGGCUUACGCUCGCGCUACCAUGGAUGAGUUCAAUCUUGCCGCCGUCGAGCAGGCUCUUCGCGAGGAUGACCUCGCAAUCUUUCUUAUCGCCAAGCAGCAGGAGAUCGCCCCUAACAUGACUAUCGUCGACCUUAUCGGCAACCCAGAUUGCAAGUUUGUUUUGUCCGUCCAGCUCUCUGCGAAGCCUCGUCGCGCCAAGAUGGCUCAAGGCUGGCCUGAGAGUCCUACUGAGAAUCUGGAGCGCCUCACCUCCUGCGGCUACGUCCAGGAUUGCGGUGUCCCGCUAUGCGGUAACUGCGGUGAGCUUGGUCACGUUCGCAAGUACUGCAAGCAAGAGCAGGCUGAGCGCGAGAACACCGUGCCCGAGGCUCAGUGCGUCUACUGCCAGGAAGUUGGCCACCGUGCUCGUGACUGCCCCAAGGAGCGUGUCAACCCUUACGCCUGCAAGAACUGUAAGCAGGAGGGUCAUAACUCCAAGGAGUGUCCUGAGCCUCGCUCUGCUGAGGGCGUCGAAUGCCGCAAGUGCAACGAGACUGGUCACUUUUCCAAGGAUUGUCCCAACGUUGCCGCUCGUGCUUGCCGCAACUGCGAUUCCACCGAACACAUGGCCAAGGACUGCGACCAGCCUAAGAACCCGGAAAGGACUCUUUGCCGCAACUGCGAAAAGACGGGUCACUUCUCCCGCGACUGUCCUGAACCCAAGGACUGGUCUAAGGUCAAGUGUAAUAACUGUAACGAGAUGGGCCACACCGUUAAGCGCUGCAAGCGGCCUAUUGCUGAGGAUGGAGGUGAUUCAGGUGGUGAUUGGGGUGCGGGUGCGGGUGCGGGUGCGGGUGCGGGUGCGGGUUCGGGUGCGGGUGAUGGCGAUACUGCUGCUGUCGCUGGAGGUGAGGCUUCAUGGGGAGGUGACACUGGCGGAGGUGGCUGGUAG
Molecule: messenger RNA, 4248 nt
Organism: Alternaria burnsii
Lineage: Eukaryota; Fungi; Ascomycota; Dothideomycetes; Pleosporales; Pleosporaceae
Product: glycosyltransferase family 2 protein
Exons: 8
Coding region: 1-4248 (1415 amino acids)
Cellular component (GO): cell septum; cell periphery
Molecular function (GO): nucleic acid binding; zinc ion binding; chitin synthase activity
Source: RefSeq, a predicted model, not a curated record